This is a messenger RNA of Coregonus clupeaformis (lake whitefish), 2023 nucleotides long. Its product is annotated as cysteine protease ATG4A. Bases 37 to 1278 code for a protein of 413 amino acids. Lineage: Eukaryota; Metazoa; Chordata; Actinopteri; Salmoniformes; Salmonidae. The transcript has 13 exons. Gene Ontology annotation, molecular function: protein-phosphatidylethanolamide deconjugating activity. The record is from RefSeq and is a predicted model, not a curated record.
CUUCACAUAGGUCUUUUCACCGAUGACAACCAGAGGAUGGAGGCAGUAUUAGCCAAGUAUGAAAACCAAAUAAACGUGUUUUCGGAGUUCCUUGAAGACUUGCCUGACACCGAUGAACCUGUAUGGGUUUUAGGAGAGUGUUACAAUGCUAAAACAGAAAAGACUGAGCUACUAUCAGACGUCCACUCGCGGUUAUGGUUUACCUACAGGAAAAAAUUCUCUCCCAUUGGGGGAACAGGCCCCUCUUCGGAUGCAGGCUGGGGAUGCAUGCUACGGUGUGGGCAGAUGAUCCUGGCACAGGCCCUGGUAUGCUCACAGCUGGGACGAGCCUGGCGUUGGAGGGCAGAGGGAGAACAGCCGGAGGAGUACCAGCGUAUCCUCCACUGUUUCCUGGAUAGGAAAGACAGCUGCUACUCCAUACACCAAAUGGCUCAGAUGGGAGUUGGUGAAGGGAAGUCUGUAGGAGAGUGGUAUGGCCCAAACACAGUUGCACAAGUGCUCAAGAAACUUGCGCUAUUUGAUGACUGGAAUUCUCUUGCUGUGUAUGUGUCAAUGGACAACACCGUUGUGAUCGAGGACAUCAAGAAGCAGUGUCGCCAGGCAAGCAGAGAGAGCAGAUUGCGGCCGAGACCCUGUGGCCGGGAGGAACCCUUCACCUCUGGAGAAACACCAGAACAAGCCUGUUCUCACACGCACGGGAACAGAGUCACGACGUGUCCACAUUCCCCGUCCCUUUCUGACUGGAGGCCCCUGCUGCUGGUCAUACCGCUCCGCAUGGGAAUCAACCACAUCAACCCUGUCUACAUCCAGGCCCUCAAGGAGUGUUUUAAAAUGCCACAAUCCUGUGGUGUGCUGGGAGGAAAGCCCAAUCUGGCCUAUUACUUCAUCGGAUUUGUAGGAGAGGAGCUGAUCUACCUGGAUCCCCACACCACCCAGUCAGCCGUGGAGGCAGAGGCUGGCAGUGGAUUGGACGACCAGAGCUACCACUGUCUGAGGAGUCCACGCCGCAUGAAGAUCACCAACCUGGACCCCUCUGUGGCCCUGGGAUUUUUUUGUAAGAGUGAAGAUGACUUCGACAGUUGGUGUAACCUGGUCCAGCAGGAGAUCCAGAUGAAGAGGAACCUGCGGAUGUUUGAGCUGGUGGAGAAUCACCCGCCCCACUGGCCCCCCUUCUUUCCUCCCACCAAACCAGAGGUCCAGACCACAGGGGCAGAGUUAAUCGAAUCGACCGACAAGCUGUUUGAGUCUGAAGAGGAGUUUGAGAUCCUCAACGUGUGACCAGCCUCCCUUGCGCUCCCAUCCCCUCCGCCCAGUCCAGUGGAUGAUGGUGAUUGGGUGGAUUCCCUUGGCUCCCAUGUUCCUGUGCUGUAGAAGUGCCUCAGAACAACACCAAGCACAAACUGCUUACCACUUUGCAAAAAACACUAACAACCCAGCAAGAGACAAAUACUAGAUAAGGAAAGAUCCUGGACAACAACUCAAGACAGUGACCAAAUGAAGGCAGGAACAUGGUGUAUACAGUAAAUGCAAGCUUGCACUGUUUCAUUUUGAUGUUGUAACCAGGAAACAAAGCCAGGGACCAUGGUUGUCUUUAUAUGAAACAGGCUUUCUUUGGAAGUCUGUGUUAGUUGUUUAAUGAACAAGAGAGACGAAGACCGUUCAGAUGCAUGAACCGCAUUGUACUGCAAGAGGUACAGUGAGACUACACCUCUGCUGUGGCAGGGAGAGGACCUAGGUGAAGACAGGCACGAGGAUGAUACGUCUGAAGAAGCCAUUUCCUCAGCACACACUACCUCCUGACGCCAGGAGACAAAUAUAUGCAGACAUCUGGGUUUUUUCAGUGUUAAAAUACAAACAUACAACCAAUAACUUGUUUAUUAAGAAAAGUGCCUCUUAACUAUAUGUGUUCAAUGGUUGGGGAGGGAAAGGGUUUUCCCAACGUAUUGGACAGGGGGAUGUGGAACACCCACCCUCUGCACACUCUUGUAAAUAUGCCUGACAAUAAAGAUAUUUAAAGACUUUG